Orussus abietinus is the source of this 3573-nucleotide messenger RNA. It is a transcript of the gene dlp, whose product is annotated as glypican-6. Bases 1 to 1677 code for a protein of 558 amino acids. Lineage: Eukaryota; Metazoa; Arthropoda; Insecta; Hymenoptera; Orussidae. Gene Ontology annotation, biological process: cell migration; regulation of signal transduction; regulation of protein localization to membrane. The record is from RefSeq and is a predicted model, not a curated record. Gene Ontology annotation, cellular component: synapse; plasma membrane; cell surface. The transcript has 8 exons.
AUGAACAAAAUCAGAGGGGAACACCUCAAGUACCUUCCUUCUCGGGAGUUAAAGACGUGCGCAGGUGUCAAUUAUGGCGGCGAAGUGUGCUGUUCGGCCGAUAUGGAGGUGAGACUUCAAGCCCGCGCUCGCGAGAAGCAUGACAAGGCCACCAGAGAUACUCUUCAUCGUCUGCAGCAGCUCUUGGAGACGAGGGGCACUCAAUUUCACAGUUUUUUUAAGGACCUCUUGGCCACUAGCAAGAAAGGAUUCCACGAGAUGUUUAAGAAAACUUAUGGCAUUCUCUACGAGCAGAACUCAUCUGUCUUCACGGACCUAUUUAAGGAACUGGAGAAUUAUUACGCCAAGGGAACGGUCGAUCUUGUUGAAACAAUGGAUAAUUUCUUCAACACGCUUUAUCAGAAAAUGUUCACCGUACUCAACAGCCAGUACAAAUUCGACAGCAAGUAUUUAGAAUGUGUAGGCAAUAAUAUGAAGGACAUGAGACCUUUUGGAGAUGUGCCUCAAAAGCUCAGUGUCCAAAUCAAGAGGUCUUUUGUCGCCACGCGAGCUUUUAGUCAAGCAUUAACCGUGGCAGCUGAUGUUCUUAAGAACAUGCAGUCGCUUAAACCAUCUAUUGAAUGCGCAGCUGCUUUAACGAGAAUGACGGCAUGUUCCGCCUGUAUUGGCAUUCCUGGUAAUGUUCUAGCAUGUGGUGACAUGUGUUCAAAUGUAAUGAAAGGAUGUUUGGCCCACCACGCAGCUCUCGAUAGCGAAUGGAAUCACUUUGUCGAAGCAGUUGAUAAAGUGGCCGACCGUCUACUGGGACCAUUCAACAUCGAGAUGUUAGUUCGACCAAUCAACCUGAAAAUUUCCGAGGCAAUAAUGAAUUUCCAAGAAAACAGUCAAGAUGUAUCUCAACGAGUCUUUACGGGCUGCGGUCGUCCAGUCCUGGGUAGACGAAAACGACGUGAUAAUAGAGAAGUGCCGUUGGAAUCAUUAAACUUCGAUGAAGAUUUACCAACCGAUGACCGUUCGCCAACGACAGCUAUGUUAGACCAGCUGGUCAAGGAAAUUCGAAAAACGGUCGGCGAUUCCAGGCAGUUUUGGGUUUAUUUACCAUAUCAACUUUGUAACAACGGCUUGACAGUGCCUCCAAGUAACACGAAAGAAUGUUGGAAUGGAACUCGUGUAGACAAAUAUAUGUACUCAGUAUCCGCCAAUGGUGAAACGCAAACGCUUAAUCCAGAAGUACAUGGAGGUGGACCGAGGCCAACUGUUGUUCGGGACCAAAUAUUUGCCUUAAGUACCAUUACUAACAGGCUUCGAUCUGCUUUCAAUGGCCAAGAUGUUGACUGGAUAGAUACAGAGGAAACGUGGUACGGUUCUGGAAGUGGAUCCGGUGAGGGAACCGACGAAGGUCCAAUAACAGACGACGAGGACGGCUUCACCGAGGGUGGUUCGGGUUAUAAACCAAAUCAUUCGAUCCCGGAACAACCUAAACAGGUUCCACCGUCGGUCCACGAAGACACAAUUCCACCAAGAGUGGACAUAGAACCAAAGAACACCUCCGGGAACAAAACAAUGGUUGACAGCGGUGCGCCAAGGCCGCAAAUGUCGUUGACGAGGGCGUUAACAACUUAUCUCUUCCCCAUAGCGGUUAUGUGGUUCGGUGGUUGUCUUACAGAAUGGCUGUGAUCUGGCAAUUUCGUAAUGUGUAAUGUGUAAAUAUUUUCGAAUACGUUCUAUUCCUGAUCUGACUGACAGCGUGGACCUCGUUGAAUACAUCCGAGGCGAUCCAAAGCGAGUCUUCCCCAUAUAAUGAAGGGAGGAAGGAAUAAUAGACUUCUAUGAAGAACAUUGUUAGUCUUUGAAUAUUUUGUAGAGUUGGCAGGGAUGGAAGCCGUAUAUAGGACUGCUAAUAUAAAGAUUUUCUAAAAAAAAAAUCACGUGAGCGCUAGUAUGGUGAGAAUUGUAAAAUAGUAGGGGUAUGAUGAAGUUACAAAAUUGUGACUGAGGAAGAGUGAACUCCUAAGGUGGACAGUGUUCAAGCAGUAGGCUAAACACCUUCCUGCGGCGAGUACGUGGAUAGGUACUUGUUCGAUUUAUCAAUCGGAAAAAAAUAUUCGAAUCGUGGGACUCUAGUUAUAUUUUCGGUAACCUAUCAAUUAGAUUAAGGGUUUGCACAUUUUUUUCUACUUCCUAUUGUACACUAGUGGACACGAAUGCCUCCCUUACGUGUAUGAUGCUACCAGUGUAUAAAGAGAAGUCAUUCAUGCCCGUCAUUGUGCAAUAAUGACAUUUUCCUUACAUGUUCGUGAUUAUUGUACGAAUGUGUAAUAAUUAGAAUUCGUAACGAUUCAAAAAGUCGAACGGUGCCACAUCGGUAUAUGUAUUUUUUUCUACUAGAUAAUAGCAAAUAUUGGUGCAAUGCUCCUUUUAGAUUUAUAUGUAGUCACGUUUGCGAUAAUUACAAGACAGUGGUUGCCUCAAAGAUUUCCAAAAUAAUGGCUCGAUUUAAGAACCUGGGGGUAGUGGCUGCAUUAGGAAACUACAAGAAGUGUGCUAUCAUUACUCGAACUGACGACACAAUUGCAAGGUUCUAUGGAAAUAUUUCUUUAUUUAUGUGAAUGUAAUGUUAGGAUGUGCGUAAUGAAUGCGUAACUAGUAACUGGAUAGGAAAACUAAAGAAUUGAAGUUGUGGUCGUAGCUGUAUCAACGAAAAUCAGUAAAAAAGGAGUGAUAGAAACAAGUUCUACCAUGCCCUUCCUUGUACAACAUGCUCUUCACUAGUAUGUAAAGAUUAUGACAAGCAAGCAUAUAAAUACUUGUGAUUCCGAAUAUCCAAUCCAAAUGCAAUGCAAUUAUUUGUACAAGAAAAAGGAUAGCACAAUUAUUCAUAUAGCAAAAGGAACGAACAAAAGAAAUAUAUAAAAUUAAAUAAGAGAGAAAUGAGACACCCUGUACGAACGUUUAAGGAAAAGUAAGAAUUUAAAGAAUACUAUUACAAUAUUGUUUUAUUUAAUUAAAAAGACUAAAAAAGGCAUUUCAUUUUUCUAAGUGUAAUUAUGCGGAAAGUAUCGGACUACGUAAGGAAUAAACGGAACAAGAGUAAACCGAAUCUACUUAGUUUGGACAUUUAACGUUUUUUUAAUGUCAAGUCAGUGUAGUUCCUUUCUUCCAUUAACUGUUUUCUCGAAUAUGCCCAGCAUCCAUAUUCAGCUUGUUAAACUAUAAUCAACAGUUGAAGAACUGAAGAAAACCUUGUAGCGUCAAGAAAUGAUUCAGUCUCGAUGCUGGGCAAUUCUGGAUUUCAUUCUUGUUCUCGGAAUGAACUCAAUUUAUUCCGACUCGUAAUUUCGACUGCAAUACUUUCCGAGGCUUCCUCCCGCCAUAUCUGCGUACCGUGCUUCUUUAGCAAUUAGGUCCGACAUGUCGAUAAGUUAGGAGAAAUGAGCUCCUGUGAUAAGAGGUGAAGAAAUCGCAUGGCUUCAAUUAAAUGAACUGUUUCAGAUAAAUUCUGUGUCGGUUUGAUCGACGAACAAUUUGAGCCUGCGGUGAGAGACGUUUUACAAAUCUAGUGAAAUAUNAAAU